Molecule: messenger RNA, 1604 nt
Organism: Cantharellus anzutake
Lineage: Eukaryota; Fungi; Basidiomycota; Agaricomycetes; Cantharellales; Hydnaceae
Product: major facilitator superfamily domain-containing protein
Exons: 12
Coding region: 40-1188 (382 amino acids)
Biological process (GO): transmembrane transport
Cellular component (GO): fungal-type vacuole membrane
Molecular function (GO): transmembrane transporter activity
Source: RefSeq, a predicted model, not a curated record
CUUAGAGCUUGGCUUGUCGUCCUUGGGUGUAAUCUCUUAAUGUUCUCGACGUUCGGCAUGGUCAACACUUGGGUACGUGUCUUUCAAGAGUAUUAUUCACGAACGAUUCUUUCCGAACAAUCGUCCUCGAACAUAGCAUGGAUAGGCUCGGUUCAGUUCUCACUGAACAUGAUGCCUGGCAUAAUCAGCGGCCGACUAUUCGACAUUGGAUAUUACCGCGAAACAAAUAUUCUAGCUACGUGCCUUUUCAUCAUCUCAGCAUUCGUCGUUGGGGAAUGUAAGAGAUAUUGGCAGUUUAUGCUAGCUCAGGGAUUUGCUGUUGGGAUAUCAUCAGGGUUCCUAAACGGUCCGACGUUUGCAGUGGCAGCCAAUUAUUUCUUCGGAAGGAGGCCAUUGGUAUUUGGUUUAAUAUCCAUUGGAUCUAGCAUUGGUGGGACAGUUUUGCCCAUCGUAACUCGCAUCCUCAUUCCAAAAGUUGGCUUUGCCUGGACAAUACGCGUCCUAGGCUUUAUUCUCCUCCUCACUACUGGUACAGCAAAUCUCUUCCUCAAACGUCGUCUUCCCCCCACCAACGUAAAGGGUGGUCUCUUCAAUCUCCCAGCAUUCAAGUCACCCCACUUCACACUCUACUACGCCUCUUGCACAGGCAUCCAUCUAGGGCUGUUCACCUUGUUAACAUACCUGGACAUCGCCGCCAUAGAAGUAGCCAAAGUACCUGUGGAUACGGCAUUUUAUCUCAUUGCGUUAGCCAAUGCUUGUUCAAGUAUUGGAAGGGUUGUUUCAGCUAUUUUGGCCGGGUGGUAUGGGCCUGUGAACGUGCUGGGGUGCUUCAUGGUGAUAGCGGCCGUGAUGACGUACGUUUGGCCUUACAGUUUGAAUCUGGGAUCCUUGAUUUUUGUGUCGAUUAUAUAUGGGAUUGCAGUGGGUGCUUUCAUCGGGCUUUUCAGCACGCCAUUGUCGCACCCCGAAUUCGGUGUUCAAGGGGACAUGGGACGAAGAACAGGGAUGUUAUUCACUUGUGGCAGUGUUGGAGUCCUAUGUGGUGCACCCAUCUCAGGUGUUAUUCGUGACGCUACGGGAGGCUACGCAGCGGUUGGGGCGUACGCGGGUUCCACCCUUGUGCUUUCUAUCGUUCUUAUGAUUUCUGCAAAAUGGGUCGCCACUAGGUCCCUGUGGGGGAAGUUCUGAUGGGAGCCCCCUACCGGCCAAUGAUGGUUAUUAACGCGAUGUUGAUCUAUGCUUUCGCACCUUGUCCGUUUUUCGCAGCCCCCGUUUCCGCUUGUUUCUUUUGAAUGCGCACAUAGACAGCCAUGCAGCAGCGCCCUUUCACGAAGAAUGGGACGCACACGUGUAGUAUAUGGAAAUGACGAUUGCAGAUGAAGAGAUGCAUGGGUCUGAGCCUUGAGCUAUUCAAGCCGGCCAAGCCUUGGUAAUUAGCGACAACGACCUUCCACAGUGUUGGAGACAAGUCACGACAGCGCACGGGCCGCUGCUGUGUUGUUGUAUUUUAUUUUGUUAUCCCCGCAGCCACCUUUGUAGUGACAGUACGGCUUACCAUCCGAGAGGUACUCUUAUACAUCGUCGUGUACUUCGACGGAUCCAAG